AUGGUACACACAGAGGUAGAUAAAAGUGACAACAACCGAAAGAACUUGCACAAUGGUAUAUUGAAACGAAAAAUGAUUGAGCCAAACAAACUGCGCCAACAAGUUGUGCAAACAAAGGCUAAACCUGGAUACACAAGCACACGGCUGCCGCCAUUGAAAACCCGUAAAUUACCGGAAGUUAAAGAGCCAAAGUCAUCUGAAACUCUAGAUGAUAAACGAAGCUUUGUUCCUGAAAGCUUUAGAUGGCUGAUAGCAAAACGGAAGUUUGAACGCGCUGAGAAAUUAAUCAACUUCGUAGCAAAUGUUAAUAGAGUGCCAAAACCAGAUCUGAAGAGUCUAUUCGCCACAGCGAUGAAAGAAACAAUCACAACGUCAAAACCCACAGCUGGAUACACAAUUUUCACCUUAUGGUCGUCAAAAGAGCUGCGAAUUGUAACCCUGGCAUUGUCUGCCGUUUGGUUUGCUAUAUCUAUUACUUGGUAUAGUAUAGCCCUAGGAAUGGAAAGCAUUUCUGUCGACAUUUUUUGGACCAUGUUCCUCAUCAACUUAGUGGAUGUACCUGCAUUUUCUGUAACUGGUCCAUUAUUGAACAGAUUUGGUAGAAGGAAGUAUUGUUUCGUGACAUUUGCUGCAUCAAGUAUACUAUGUUGUGUUUCUGGCGUAUUUCAACAUUUUGAUAAACUGUCACAGAAUUCUGCGUCUCUCACAGUGACCGCAUUGGUGCUUUCGUUGUUGGCAAAAAUGACCGUAACAGCGGCUGAUACAGCUGUAAUUGUUUAUACGGCGGAAUUAUAUCCCACAGAUGUGAGAACAACGGGUUGUGGUUUUCAAGGAACAGUAGGAAGACUUGGUGCAAUUGCGGCUCCACUGCUCGUUCAUCUUGAUGGAAUCUACCCUGGAUCAAUGUAUUUUACAUGUGGAAUGUUAUUGUUCCUGUCGACCGGAAGUAUCUUACGACUAAAGGAAACAAAAGAUGAUAUACUGCAGGACUCGGUUAUAAACACUCUAGAUCCUGGUGAUGGAUGA
Molecule: messenger RNA, 1026 nt
Organism: Mercenaria mercenaria
Lineage: Eukaryota; Metazoa; Mollusca; Bivalvia; Venerida; Veneridae
Product: solute carrier family 22 member 7-like
Exons: 7
Coding region: 1-1026 (341 amino acids)
Biological process (GO): transmembrane transport
Cellular component (GO): membrane
Molecular function (GO): transmembrane transporter activity
Source: RefSeq, a predicted model, not a curated record